AUGGCAUCUACUACUUGUAUAAAUAUUGAAACUCAUAGAGAUCCUAUAAAAGUCAACAGAACAGCAGUUGAAACAACAACUGAAGCACAAUCACCAAUAGAAGAAAUCACAGAACGAUUUCUGAUUGAAGUAAUAGAACUGAAUUCAGAUAAUCCAGAAAUUUAUUAUCCAGAAGGAGGAUUAAGAGCAUAUAGUGUAGUAUUAGGUUCAUUUAUUGGAUUAGUUGCUACUUUUGGUACUUUAAAUUCAGUGGGUGCUAUACAAACUUAUGUUUCAACUCAUCAACUUGCAGGUAUUAAAACAUCUACAAUAUCAUGGAUUUUUUCAAUUUAUAUUGCUCUUUCAUUUGCAAAUUGUAUGGUUGUUGGACCUCUAUUUGAUGUAAAAGGGGCUUUAUUACCAAUGCUAGUAGGAACAUUAAUGAUAUUUGGUGGAUUGAUGGCUGUUGCAAAUUGUACUACAGUGGUGCAAUUUAUUUUUGCAUUAUCUAUUUGUGUAGCUUUAGGGAAUUCAUUAACUAUAACUCCAUUAGUUGGUGUGAUUAGUCAUUGGUUUAAUUUGAAAAGAGGAAGAGCAUUGGGUUUAGCAACAAUUGGUGGAUCUGUUGGCGGUAUUGUAAUUCCAUUAAUGUUGGAAUCAUUAUAUGAUAAAGUUGGUUUUCCUUGGGCUAUUAGAAUAUUGGCAUUUUUUUGUUUAGCCUGUCAUAUCACAGCGAUUGUUUUGUGUCGUGAAAGAAUAUCCCUGACAGGUGUUACAACUCCUAAUAGUGAUGAUAGUACUGGUUGGAAGAAUAAUGAAUUAUUGGUUAGUUUAAUUCAAAUUAAAGAUCAAUUUGAGUUUAAAGCAUUAUUGGAUAUGAAAUACUUAUUCUGUAUAAUUGGCACUUUUUUCACUGAGAUUGCAUUAUUAUCUAUGGUUACUUAUUUGGCAACUUAUGCAAUUUCUAAAGGUAUGACGGAAUCAAAGUCAUAUAUUUUAUUAACCAUAUUCAAUGCAACUGGUGUGUUAGGAAGAUUGGUCCCUGGGAUAUUGGCUGACAAAUUUGGUCAUUUUAAUGUGAUGGUAUUAAUGUUGAUUGGAUUCUCCCUCUCAAUGUUGAUACUUUGGUUACCAUUUGGUUCAAAUCAUGGAGUUCUUUAUGCGUUCACGGCGAUAUGUGGUGUUUUCAGUUCUUCGAUUUUGAGUCUUACACCUGUCUGUUUAGGUGGAAUUACUCCAGUGCAUAAAUUUGGACAGAGGUAUGGUCUAUUAUACUUUUUUGUUAGUUUGGGUAACUUAUUUGGUAUUCCUGUUAGUGCUGCUAUCAUAGGUGAAGGUUCUUCCCACAAUUAUGACAUGUUUGCAUUAUUCUGUUGUAUAUUUGGGGUUGUGGGUACUUGUUGUUGGUACGUUAGUAGAUUCUUUAUAGUUGGUUGGAAGUUAAACGUAAGAGUAUGA
Messenger RNA from Candida tropicalis MYA-3404, 1437 nucleotides. RefSeq lists its product as uncharacterized. Gene Ontology annotation, molecular function: transmembrane transporter activity. NCBI's taxonomy places the organism in Eukaryota, Fungi, Ascomycota, Pichiomycetes, Serinales, Debaryomycetaceae. The transcript has a single exon. Bases 1 to 1437 code for a protein of 478 amino acids. The record is from RefSeq and is a predicted model, not a curated record. Gene Ontology annotation, biological process: transmembrane transport. Gene Ontology annotation, cellular component: fungal-type vacuole membrane.